Messenger RNA from Pomacea canaliculata, 1024 nucleotides. RefSeq lists its product as uncharacterized. Lineage: Eukaryota; Metazoa; Mollusca; Gastropoda; Architaenioglossa; Ampullariidae. Bases 112 to 690 code for a protein of 192 amino acids. The record is from RefSeq and is a predicted model, not a curated record. The transcript has 4 exons.
CUUUUGCUCCUCCGGCAAUAUGAUUAUAUAAGUCAUCGAGAUUAAUAACCUAAGACGGAAAGUUUCAUUUCGAAGUCGUCAAAGAAAGUUGGAAGCUGAAAAAAGUUUGCCAUGAUUUUACUAUACAUUGGGACUUUUGUGGUGGCCGUCAUGCAUUUCACUUUGUCACAAGAUGCUCUGACACUCCAGCUUCACAACUACCAAAAUCCUUUCAUCGUUGACGAGGGCGUAGCCUCGGAAAUCAUCUUCUCUAUUCUUGGAGCAGAUGACUUGACAAACUACAGCCUCGCUCUGGCUCAGGAAACGGCAGCAAGUUUCUACACACGGUGUUCACUCAACGUGAGUAGCGUUCACUGCUGGGAGGUCAAGCGUGACGACUGCCAAUGCGCGAACCUAGGUCAAGGCCAGCGACGAUUUAAACUAACGGUGACGUUUGAAGCAAGUCACGUGGGGCAAUGGAUGUUUGCUGUCUGGUCACACAACGUCACGCCAGUGUUCUUCAACGUGACAUUCGUUGAACAAUCUACUGAAGAAAUUCACACAACCAGCAAUGUGUUACAUCACACGACAGGUAUACUUCACCCUGCUAUAGUAAGAUUACUAAGGAGGCUUCUAGACAGACGAACGGAAAGACACCAGAAGAACAAACAAGUGAACGGACAAUUAGACACAACCGAGGAGCAAGAGUAGUGAUUACGAGAAUUUGAUAUAAACUACAUAAGUGGUCAGAAAUUAUAUCUAAACCUUGACACCUCAUACCUCUCGACAUUUUCCGUUUACUAAGCAAACCAGCCGGAAAUACAAAUUAAUUUAAUUAAACUUCAUUACACUUUUAUUGUAACUUUUCCUAUUUUUAAUUUAAUUAUAAUUAAACUUUUUGAAAACAUUAGUAUACUUUUAUUGUAGACCAAUGAUGCACAACCUUUUUCGUCCUGCGGGCCAUAUCCAUUUCGGACAGCAGUGUCGCGGGCCACUUCACCGCAAAAAUACAAAAAAAAGCAGAUACCAUUUUUUAUUAGAAACA